This is a messenger RNA of Bombina bombina (fire-bellied toad), 7939 nucleotides long. It is a transcript of the gene SOWAHD, whose product is annotated as sosondowah ankyrin repeat domain family member D. The coding region runs from base 304 to 1245 and encodes 313 amino acids. The record is from RefSeq and is a predicted model, not a curated record. The transcript is spliced from 3 exons. Gene Ontology annotation, molecular function: protein binding; catalytic activity. Lineage: Eukaryota; Metazoa; Chordata; Amphibia; Anura; Bombinatoridae.
GUAGAGGCUUUUAUCAUAUGUCUUGAAAGAUUUAACUUUGUUGUUAAACUAUAAUGACAGCAGAAUUUAAUUUUCUACUCUACACAAAGUUUUAUUUGUAAUAGAUCUAUGUAUGGAAAGUGGCAUUAAAGAAAUAAAGAGAAAUAAUAGGUAAUUGCCCUUAUCACAGUAUAAAGAAGAGUACCAACACAUGCCUUCUGUUUGCCAUGCUGAAUCCCUGCAAGUCACAUGCAGCUGGAAGCUUCCAAUCAGCUUGUCACUGGCUUUAAAUAACCUUGACAGAGUUAAGUUACCUGGGGAUACAUGAUUAUGGAUAUGAAAGCUGCCAUUCUACGUUGGACAAGCAACAACAAAGAAGAUAAGACAGGCAAACAACAUCAGUGCAUGAGUGCAAAAAGAUGGAAUAAUAUUAGGCAAGAUGGUACAAUUACCAUGUCUUUAAGGAUUUCAAAAGAUGCUGAGAGUAUGAUGCAGGUGGAGAGUUACAACAGGACGCCCUCUCCUGCCACAAUAAGCAGGAGAAAGAGAGGACCAAGAGGGAGCUUGUUUGGUAAAACUGGGUCUCUACCUCUAGGAGGGGUAAGGAUCUCCACAGCUUAUUCUGAUGGAUGCAACAGUCAAGAUGGGCAAGAGCCAGAAUCCAUUCGCAGCAGCCUGGUCCUGGACCCUGUAGAACAUGCAUGGAUGAUUAUGGCUGCAGAGGGCAAGUUUGACGAGUUGCAAGAGUCACUACAGCAGGAUCCAAGCCUCGUGUACAAAAAGGAUUUUGUAACUGGAUACUCCAUUCUCCAUUGGAUGGCCAAGCAUGGGAACCAUGAGGACCUGAUCAAGCUUAUGGACUUUGCAGGUGCUAGAGAAUACAAAAUUGAUAUUAAUGCCUGUGCUAGUGGGGGGCUUACACCACUCCAUAUAGCAGCUAUUCAGGGGCAUGGGAUGCUCAUCAAAGUGUUAGUUGGGGCAUACAGUGCAGAUAUCAAUGCCAGAGACCACAAUGGACGCAAAGCCUGGCAGUACCUGAAGCAUCAUACUCCAAGACCACUUUUAGAAUUAUUGGGAGCUCCAGAAGAAGAUGAGUCUGAUGCUUUAAUUGUAAUGAAUAUUAAUAACAAUUGUUUGCCUUCUGAUUGCCAGGGCAGGGUGCAGCAUCGCUAUGAUGAAAUGGAUUCUGCAUCCAAACUAACACUCACAGUAUCACCUCUCACAAACCUUUUCAGAAAUGCAUACAGCUUCUUUAAAAAAUGGUGACUAUCAAUUUUAAUGCAUACGGGGUAUGAGGCCUUUUUCCCCAGGCUUAUACUGACCGAUGCCAGGCCCGAUGCUAAAACAUCACUGAGGAGGUCAUAAGGUGACACAACGCUACAGGGCAACACAGCAGUGAGGCCAAAGGUUUGGAAAGAACAAGCAUGUGAGUGGUGGAAACUGCUUGAAUGACAACGUUAACGGCAUGUCAAGACUGGAGCUCUGUCGUGACAAAGAGGUAUCCCAUCCGCGAUCUGGUGGACUCUGGUAAGGUAACCGGAGGGGGGUACGUAAUAAGCUAAGAAUACUGCUCCUUGUCAAAGUAACCGCAGAACUAAGUAGCCCAUCCGCAAUUGAUGGACAUUAGCAAGAGAGCUGGUGAAGGGCGAAAAGCUGCAGGGAAGUGAGACAUUUAUACAGCGUGUACAGAGAAAGGCUUAAAUGCAAUAACCCGCCUUGGUGGUGGCCCAGAAAGGAAUAUCUGGGGGAACAGAGUACUGUUAUUUCUGGGGAACUCACAGAGAAUUUACAGCAAUAUUAACUUGAGAUGCAGGAACUGCUUAACUGUUUAAAUAUCGGCUAAAAAUAUAAAAGGGUUUGCCUCAGCAAUAUCAAUCCCAGACCCUGGAACUGUCUAACGGUCAAAACCCUGGCCAAAAAAGCCAAAAGGUCUUUCCCCACGAAACAACCUGCUACAUCAAUUAAGGGAAACACACUGCCUUGAGCUGACAGCUGCAUACAUAGACAGGGGCAAAUACUUCUUAAGAAGACCUCAUCUGUGCAUGAUGAACUUUAACCCUGGCAGUUUUAUCCAAAUAAGGCUACAUCCUAAGCUGGUUAAUUAUUUCUGUAUUGUUGCCAAAAAGAUCAAGUUAAAAUCUCUUUUUUUUCCUUUUUUUGCAAUGCUUUUUUUUAUUCUUUUUCCUCUGUUUUUUUUCUUUUUUUUUUGAAUGAUUAUGACUAUGGUUGGUUAAAUGCAAAGUAACAAAAGGGUUUUCUAAAAUCUAGUCACAGGCUGUAUACAUUCGACAUACCCUGCACCUCUAAUCUGAGGCAGUAAUACCAGAAGGGGGAAAUACCCCUCUUUCUAUUUAUAUGCGGGUUUACUUUAUUGUAACUAGAGUUACUAGUACAAAUUUUCUAAUAUAUAUAAUUUGCUAAAGGUCCCUCAUAGGAUAUUUUUAUUUAUUCCUUGUACCAACAGAGAAGGUCCGAGAGAUUGAAACCUAGGUUUACUAAGAUUGAAGUUAAAUUUAGAAUUGAGAUAUAACACCUAGAGAGUAUUUGUAGCAGGUACUGCGGGGUUAACAUUGGUAUGGGACCAUUUCAUUGAUCCUUAUGGUACGCAUAUAACAUCUUCCUCUUUGCAUACAUUUCUCUAAAGGUUCCUUGUAAGGUAUCUAUAUUUUCUGACACAGAAUAAAAAGGCCCGAGAAGAGUAAAACCUGGGUUUACUAGGGCUGGAAAUAGCUAUAGGUGUGAGAUAAAAUUACUCUGAUAAAAUCAUAUAGAGACAACUGAUUUGUAUGUGUAAAAGGGAAUGUUUAGGCAUGUAUAGUUAUUUAUAAGUAUAUAAGAUACAGGCUAAUACAUGUACUCAUAAUCUCUUCUUGUUCAAAGUUGCUAUAUAAGCACUUAUUUGCUCUGCUUUGUUUUUUUCCCCUAUUUAUCUUUCUUUAAAGUAAUACCAUACUGCAUUAAAAUUGCAGCAUAUGGAGAAAUUUAUAACUAAUUACAAGACACAAUCUCCAAAUAUGCCAGUCAAAGCUAGAGAUAAAAAAAACAGAACUAGUAUUGAUAAUGCAGGGAAUCUGCCUCUAACAUCCCCUAUAGUAGAGUCUACUAGUAUAGAGUCACAGGAUAUAGUCAAACAGAUCACAGAGCUUAUGCUACCUCAAUUCGAGCAAAUUAAAAUAGAUAUAAAUAAUCUGACCACAGAAAUUAAACAAUUUACAUUGAGACUUAAUGAAGCAGAACAACGCAUAUCCGAUCUAGAGGACGCUAAGAUAAUGCAAGAGCAUAUAAUGAAGGAACAGAAUACACAGAUAGAAAGCCUACAAUAUAAAUUAACUGAUUUAGAAGAUCGCUCGCGUCGUAACAAUGUAAGAAUCUUGGGUAUACCCGAAGCGAGCGAACCCCAAGACUUAAUACACCUGGUCUCACUGUUAAUACCCCAGAGACUUGGAAUAACACCUAACAUACUCCCAUUGAUAGUGGAAAGAGCACAUCGCCUAGGGCCAAUUAGGACCUUACCAGAUGGAACAGUUAAAGCAAGACCAAUUAUAGCCAGAUUUCUAAACUUUCAGGACAAGGUAAAAUUCAUGCAGUGUUACAGACAAAAAGCGCCAUUAAUUUUUGAAGGUAAAUCUAUCUUAAUGUUUCAGGAUUAUUCAUCUGAGACAUCACAAAAACGGAGAGAAGUAACCCCAAUAUGCACGAAGCUAAUACAGGCAGGGAUUAAAGCCACAGUCAUAUACCCAGCAAAGAUUAAGAUUUUAACAGAGGGAGAAAAUAAGACAUUUAACACUCUAGAGGAAGCUAAAGAAUUCGCAAAAUUGAAAAAUACCUAAUCACUUAAGAAUAUGUUAUUAUGGAGUGUUUAAUUUCCAUAUCUUUUGCACUGAAUCCGGCCAUGGAGACCGACACGGUCCAGUAUUAUUGUCUUUUUUAUUGUAUUGUGCUUGGUUUUUUUUUCCCUUUUCUUUUUUUUUUUUUUUUUCUCUCCCCUUUCUCUUUCUUUCUUCCUUUCUCUUCUUCUUCCCUUCCUCCCCGCCCCUCCUCCAUCAAUAUUCCCCCUCCUAUCUUGGAAAGGCUAUACUAUCAGAUAAUAUACCUAUGUAAAAAUGAAUAAUAAACUUAAUCUUGCCUCUUGGAAUGUGGGGGGGAUAACCUCGCCACAGAAACGUAAAAAGAUAUUAAAACAGUUAAAAAGAUUUAAAGUAGAUAUUGCUUUUCUUCAAGAAACGCAUUUGAAUAAAAUUGAGCUAGGCAAGCUUAAAACUGAUUGGGUAGGCAAAGUAGUGGGGACACCUUGCUCAAAUAGAAAAAAGGGGGUCGCAUUUCUGUUCCAUAAAAAAAUCCAAUUUAAAAUACUUAACACGGAAAUAGAUCAAGAUGAGAGAUAUCUCAUCAUGCUACUUGAAAUAGCAGGGACAAAAUUUACAUUUUGCAAUAUAUACGGCCCUAACAAAACAGAUAAUGCCUUCUGGGGAAAGUUACAAAGCAAACUACUACCCUACUUUACAGUAAACUUAAUUGUGGCAGGCGACUUAAAUAUAGUUAAAUACCCCACAUUAGAUAGAUUGAAGCCAUCACUAAACAAAAAUAGUAAACAAGAAGCUAAAAUAUUUAAGAACUUCUCUAAUCUACUACACCUUCAUGAUAUUUGGCAGAUUCAAAAUCCAGAUCUGAAAAAAUUCUCCUGUGAGUCACAUGCAUAUCGUACAUUGUCUAGGCUGGAUUAUUUCUUAGUAAGUGAUAAAAUGCUCCGACUAGAUUUGAAACCCGAAAUACAAGAAAUACUCAUUUCAGACCAUGCUAUUAUCACUCUGCAAAUUAAAAUACGCAACCCACAAGAAAUGAAUUUGGGCAGAUUGUUUUUCCCUAGGCAUCUUGUGGCUAAUGUACAAUUUAAGGCGUGGCUAAGGCUAAAAUGGAUAGAAUUCAAACAGAUCAAUGAAACAAGUGAAAUUAAAACAGAAUUACUUUGGGAGACCUUUAAGGCCGUGAUCAGGGGUGAAAUAAAAGCAUAUCUGGUAGUACAAAAGAGAAAGCAAAUGGCUAGGGAUCUGGAGCUUGCCUCACAGUUACGUAACGUGUUUAAUUCUUACAUUAGUGAUCCAUCUGAGGUUCUCUGGCUAUCAUAUCAAAAAGUUAAAAAAGAAAGGGAAUUAUUUCUGACACAAAAGGUGGCACAAGAUGAUCUUAGGAAGAGGUUUUUCUUUUAUAGACAUGGGGGUAAAGCAGGCAAAGCCCUAGCUAAUUUAACUAGAGCCAAAAAGAAAAAAGAGCCAAUUACAGCUAUUAAGACUCCAGAAACCCGUAUUACAAAUAACUCAGCAAUUCAAAGUUAUAUAUGCAAAUAUUUUAAGGAAGUCUACUCCGAGACAUUAGUCGACACACAAGCCAAAAGUGAGUUCUGGGGUAAAAUCGGGGUCCCAAGAUUAGAAAAAUCAAGUUUGGAUGAAUUAAACCUUCCUAUUACUUUACUUGAAGUAACUAAUGCAAUUAAAAAAUUGGCAUCUAAUAAAGCCGCUGGACCAGACCAGCUCCCUGCAGAACUCUACAAACUGCUAGCGGAGGACAUUGCACCUCUACUAGUCUCUUUAUUUAAUCAAUUCUUUAUCCAAAAUAAUUUACGUUCAAAAUAUUUUGCGGCUUCACUUAUUACCUUGAUUCUUAAAAAGAAUAAAAACCCAGAGGAAAUAGGCUCAUAUAGGCCGAUCUCACUAUUAAAUAGUGAUUACAAGCUCCUAAUGUCUAUAAUUGCACAAAGGUUUAAGCACGUUAUCGGAUCUCUUAUACAUAAAGAUCAGGUGGGCUUCAUGCCAGGCAGAAACUCAUCACGCAAUUUACGUAAACUACAGCUAAUACUUAAUAUAUAUCACAAACAAGUAAAAACGGAGUUAUAUACUACAGAUCUAGAUGCAGCAAUAGUAUCUAUUGAUGCAGAGAAGGCCUUCGACUCCAUAACCUGGGACCAUCUAUUUACUGCACUUAAAAAAUAUGGAGUCGAGGGCCCUUUCUUUCAAUUUAUACAAGUAAUAUACCAACUAUCGUCUGCUGCAGUUAUUAUCAAUGACACUAUUACAGAUUAUUUUCCUUUAUAUAAGGGCUCAAGGCAGGGCUGCCCAUUGUCUCCCUACUUAUUCAAUUUAGCGCUCGAACCCCUGGCUAUACAGCUUAGGAAAGAACUGGAAGGGAUCAAAAUAGGUAAAAGAAGGAUAACAACAUUGUUAUAUGCGGAUGACCUCUUGGUGAUGCUAUCCAAUACAAAAAAAAAUAUUCCUACUUUAAACCAAAUACUACAUGACUUUGGGGUAUUUUCGGGCUAUAAAGUAAACCUUACAAAAACAGAAAUUUACUGGCUCAAAAAAAAUAAGGACUCACUACAAAUUUCCCCCUUUAGAGAAACAAAAGACCAUUUUACUUAUCUGGGCAUUAAAUUGUCAAUUCAUUUUGAAGAUUGGUAUGACCUUAACUACCCACCAAUCUUUCUUAAAAUAAAACACUAUAUGGAAAAGUGGGCAAAAUUUAAGCUUACAUUAACAGGCAAAACUAAUUUAAUCAAAAUGCUCUUAUUCCCUAAACUAUUGUACCUAAUGCAAAAUCUGCCAAUAAUAAUCAAAAAAAAGGACCUGAUUAGGUUUAAACAGGAGUGUACACAAUUUCUCUGGGGGGGAAAAAGGAAGGCAAUCUCGUAUAAAAAACUUAUGUUGUUCAGAACAGAAGGAGGGUUAGGGCUACCUGAUAUAGAAAUAUACAACCUAGUCUGUAUUGGUAAGAUCGCCUUAGACUGGCUGACAGAAACUGAUUAUUACGCAGCCCUUCCAUUAGAAAGAGUCCUAGUAUACCCAUUCUCCCUCAAUGCUCUUCUGCACAUUCCCAGAGAUAAAAGACCUCAUAAAAUUAGGGACCUACCCGUCAUACAGAUGGUAAUUACUGCAUGGCAAAAAAUAUUACACAUUUUACACAUUGUCAGCUCUUUCUCUAAUCAUCUACCUAUAGUGGGAAACCCUAACUUCACGCCAGCAUUGGACACAAACAUAUUUAAGAUCUGGGCCCAAAAAGGGAUUACCAAUAUAGCUCAACUUAUAGAUAAAAAUACAUGGACUUGUAAGACCUUUGCUAAAAUAAAGGAAGAUUAUGAGAUAAACAACAAAGAAUUCUAUGCCUUCCUACAAAUUAGGCAUUACAUACAAGAAUUACUACAAAAUAAUCUGGCAAUAGAUGCAUGGGACCCAAUAGAACCUAUUUUGAAGCUCUUCAAGGCAGGUAGAUAUAGUAUUUCAACAAUAUAUAGAUUGAUUAUCUCUAAUAACGGUACCAGUAAUCUACAAAAACUAGCAGAAAUUUGGCUGACGCCGCCAGAAAGAAUCCAAGAAAGUUUUAGACUUAUAGAUAGAGCAACAGUCUCCUCCUCAUGGAGAGAGACACAUACCAAAUUUAUAAACAGAGCUUAUAUUACCCCACAAGUAAAGGCCAAAUGGGAUAAAUCUAUGACGCCAUGUCAGAAGUGUAAGAGUAAUAGCGCGGAUUUGCAGCAUUGUUUCUGGUAUUGUUAUAAAAUUAAAAGAUUUUGGUACAAGAUAGGUAACUGGAUUUCUAAAAUUAACCAAUGUAACUUUCAAAUAACAGAUAAGAAUGUCUUUUUUUUUAUUAAUCAAGAAGAGACAGAUAUUAAAAACAUCCGCCAACUGAAUAAUGUAAUUAUCACAGGAAGGCUUCUAAUUUUAAAAUACUGGAAAUCUAAAAAGGCUCCAAGCUUGAAAGAAUUCAAACAAAAGCUUCAAAACCAAAUCAUUUUAGAACAAAUUGAUACGUCUGUAAACUCAGAAGCCCAAGUUAAGAAUUUUUUCUAUAAAUGGAAGAGCGUAAUUACUAGCCUACCAGAAAAUAUGCAGAGACAGGUAACUGCACCCUUUAGAGGUACGAUAUACAUGGAACAAGCUAUAGAGAAUAAGGAAUAUCCUAUAUAGUU